Molecule: messenger RNA, 1749 nt
Organism: Chrysochloris asiatica (Cape golden mole)
Lineage: Eukaryota; Metazoa; Chordata; Mammalia; Afrosoricida; Chrysochloridae
Gene: MYH15
Product: myosin, heavy chain 15
Cellular component (GO): myosin complex
Molecular function (GO): cytoskeletal motor activity; ATP binding
Source: RefSeq, a predicted model, not a curated record
AUGGACAUCAACUACUCUGAGUUGGUGAAGGGCUUGAACUAUCCCAGAAUCAAAGUUGUCAGUGAAUAUGUUACCAGAGUUGAAAUUGUAGAGCAGAUAAGGUGUGCUGUGGGUGCCCUGUCCAAGUCAGUAUAUGAAAGGAUGUUUAAGUGGCUGGUGGCAUGGAUCAACAGGGCCCUGGAUGUCAAGCUGCCAAGGCAGUGCUUCAUUGAUAUUCUUGAUGUUACUGGCUUUGAAAUACUUGAUGUAAUCUUGUCUUUGAUGUAUAACAACCUUGAGCAACUGUGCAUUAAUUUUACCAGUGAAAAAUGGCAACAGUUCUUCAACUGGCACACGUUUGUUCUGGAACAAGAGGAAUAUAUGAAAGAAGACAUUAAAUGGGUAUCUAUUGACCUUGGUCUGGGUUUGCAGACCUGCAUAAAUUGAGAAUUUAAUCCAAUUGGCAUCUAUUUUAUCCUUGAAGAGACAUGUAUAUUCCUUAAGGCUAAAGAUGGGAUUUUCAAGACCAAAUUCUUUGGCAGUCAUAUUGAAAAGUCUGUUUAUAUCCAGAAGCCCAAGCCUGAUAAGAGAAGGAAAUAUGAAGUUCACAUAGAACUUGUCUAUUGUGCAAAAGUGGUGCCAUGGAACAUCAGUGGUUGGCUUGAAAAGAACAAAGACCCUCUUAAUGAAACAGUGGUGCUGGCUGCAUUUCAGAAAUCUUCCAACAAAAUCCUGGUGAGUCUUUUUGAAAAUUACAUCAGUACUGACAGUGGUUAUUCAGAAGACAGCCUAGAGGGGAGGGGGUGGUUUGCAAAGCCCCAGCUGCCGUUUGGGGUGGAUCAAGGAGUCACUGCUGAAAGCGGUGUCUGCCUUCCCACAGGUGAGAAGGGAGACCGGAGGUCAGAGGUCCCACUGUCAGACCGGAUGGCCUGGAGAGGGUUAUGGGCUUCUGUGCGCCCACUUCCAGGGGAGUCCAAGAACACACUUCUUUUGAUCCAGUGGAACAUAAGAGCUUUCCUGGCUGUGAAGAACUGACCACAGAAGAGACUCUUCUUCAAGAUCAAGUUUCUUAGUAAGUCUGCUGGAGUGGGACCGGAGAUGGUUACAUUAAAGGAAGAGUGUGUGCAACUGUAGAAAGCCUUGGAGAAAUCAGAACCUCUGAGGACAGAAUUGAAAGCAAAGUAAGUCUCCGUCAUCUGCAGAAAGAAUGACCUGAUGAUGCAGGACCAGGCAGAGCAAGAAACCCUGGCAAAUGUUGAAGAGCAGUGCUAGUCGCUGAUUAAAUCCAAGAUCCAGCUGGAGGCCACAGUCAAGGAGCUGGUGGAGGGGGUGGAGGAAGAAGAGGAGAUAAAUUUUGAGCUGACUGCCAGGGGGUGGAAACUGGAAGAUGAAUACUCCAGUUAGAAGAAAGAAAUCAAUGACCUGGAAACAAUAUUGGCGAAGUCAGAGAAGGAGAAACGUGCUAUUGAGCACAAGUCACAGAAUACCCUGACCCAUGCCCUGCAGUCAGCCGAGCAUACAUGUGACCUGUUGCAAGAGCAGUACAAGGAAGAGUAUGAGGCCAAGGUUGAGCUGCAAAGGGCUCUAUCCAGAGACAAUGCUGAAAUGGUGCCAUGGAGAAUGAAGUAUGAAAAUGAUGCCAUCCAGAGAACAAAAGGCAUGGAAGAUGCCAAGAAGAAGCUGGCAAUUCGGUUGCAGGAAUCUGUUGAAGCUGUAGAGGUGACCAAGGCGAGAAACGCUUCUCCGGAGAAAGAUAGGCACAGACUGUAG